AUGGAAGUUUCUCCACCGCCGGCCACCGUAUGCGUCACCGAAGAUUCCGGGUUCAUCGGCUCGUGGCUCGUCAUGAGGCUUCUUCAACGCGGCUAUACUGUCCGCGCAACCGUUCGCGACCCAGGGAACAUGAAGAAGGUGAAGCCGAUGAUGGAGCCACCAAAUGCCGACACCAACUUGACGCUGUGGAAGGCGGAUCUGGGCGAAGACGGGAGCUUCGAUGAGGCCAUCGAAGGUUGCUCCGGUGUGUUUCAUGUGGCCACGCCCAUGGGCUUCGACUCAAAUGACCCUGAGGUUCGACAGCGGUGCGAACGGCGGUGGUCUGGGCGAUGGCGGCGGUGCAAGCAGUGA
Molecule: messenger RNA, 351 nt
Organism: Diospyros lotus (date-plum)
Lineage: Eukaryota; Viridiplantae; Streptophyta; Magnoliopsida; Ericales; Ebenaceae
Product: dihydroflavonol 4-reductase-like
Exons: 2
Coding region: 1-351 (116 amino acids)
Biological process (GO): anthocyanin-containing compound biosynthetic process
Molecular function (GO): dihydroflavanol 4-reductase activity
Source: RefSeq, a predicted model, not a curated record